AGUUUUGGUUUUGCGGAGUCAGCAGCGGAGCCAGCAGCGGAGUCAGCAGCGGAGCCAGCAGCAGGUGCGUGUUCCUUUUAAGAAAGCCGACCUGCCGUGGAUCUCCACUCGCAGACGUCUGUGAAGAACAUCUUCACCCUAAGCAACAGCAGUGGAGCUUCAGGAUGCGGACGGAGGAGCCACAGCCCUCCCACAUUAAGAAGGAAGAGGAAUACCCACUUAUCCCCCAUUUUAAAAAGGAAGCGGAGGACCCACUGAUACCCCAUUUUAAAGAGGAAGAGGAGGACCCACUGACACCCCAUUUUAAAGAAGAAGUGGUGGAUCCACUGACACCCCAUUUUAAAGAAGUGGUGGAUCCACUGAGCCCUCACAUUAAGGACGAAGAGGAGGACCCACUGAGCCCUCACAUUAAAGAGGAAGAGGAGGAACACAGCAUCAGUCAGCAGGGAGAGCAUUUUGAAGGAGUGGAGGAGGUUGAUGUCACCAAGAUGCCAGUGACUGGUGUCCCUGUGAAGAGUGAAGGUGAUGAGGUCAAAGGUGAGAGUGAGGAGAAGAGAAGCAGCCGCUCAACACAACACAUGACAACAGAAGCUGAUGGAGACCACUGUGGAGGAUCACAAGCAGACAAGAUCUUAGCGCCACUAUCAGAUAGUGAGGACACAACGUCACACUCUCCUGACACUGAUGAUGAACACUCUAAAGAUGAUAAGACAUGUCACACUGACAACACUCACUUCACAUGUUCUCUCUGUCACACAACUUUUAAAUAUUCUAGUUAUUUGAAAAUACACAUGAGAAUACACACUGGAGAAAAACAUUUUUCCUGCUCAGAAUGUGGUAAAAGUUUUGUAAUAAAUCAAAGUUUAAAAGAACACUUGAGAAGGCACUCUGGUGAUAAACCAUACAUACUCCUGUUCAAGCUGCAACAAAAGCUUUCGUCACCGACAAUCUUGUACAGAACACAUGAGAACACACACAGGAGUUAAAGUGUUGAGUUGCGGUGUGUGUGGUGAAAGAUUGUCUUCUAAGUACCAGUGUAAGAAACACAGGUGUGCUGGUGAGAACAGCAGCAGCAAAUGAAGAUGCAGGGUUUGAAAUAAACUUUAACUUUGACUUUCUAACAACAUCAGCACAUAUAACAUGUGUGACAUCAUUGUUGUGUGUGUAACACCAUCUUGUUAAUAUGAUUCUAACAUUUAUAGAUUAGACACGUCAGAUUAGUGCUUUUAUUUCAGUCAAGUACAUGAGUUAAUAUACACAUUUGUGUACUUUAAAAUGAACAGAACAAUUGGACUGAAAAGGUGACAAUAAACACUACAUCAAAUAUGUUACAUACAAUAAACAUUUUAUGUGUAGAUAUUCAUAAUUCACUUUUAUA
Molecule: messenger RNA, 1378 nt
Organism: Entelurus aequoreus (snake pipefish)
Lineage: Eukaryota; Metazoa; Chordata; Actinopteri; Syngnathiformes; Syngnathidae
Product: zinc finger and SCAN domain-containing protein 31-like
Exons: 4
Coding region: 165-986 (273 amino acids)
Cellular component (GO): nucleus
Source: RefSeq, a predicted model, not a curated record